Molecule: messenger RNA, 679 nt
Organism: Drosophila elegans
Lineage: Eukaryota; Metazoa; Arthropoda; Insecta; Diptera; Drosophilidae
Exons: 2
Coding region: 152-679 (175 amino acids)
Source: RefSeq, a predicted model, not a curated record
UUUAAUCGCAGAAUUAUUGACCCCAUCAGCUUAUGCCGGUCACACAAAAUAAAGAUUCAAAAGUUAUACUAACGAGUUCUUAAUAGGAGCUGAAACCUAAAAAAACCACACUGCCUUUCAACGGAUAAUCGUCAACUUUUAAAAAUAGACUAUGUUUAUACUUUUUCUGCUUCUCGUUUUCGCAAUCUCUGUUUCGGGAAAUGAUGAUUUUUUCCCGAAAGAUUUUGGAAAUGAGGUCAGGAACUUUCAACCACUGGGUAUAAAUAUGAAAGUCGAUCAGAAAUUACUCUCAGUUAUUCUUGAACAUAAGCUUAGAUCGAAGCGAGAACUUAAGGAGGAUGGCAAAAUCGACUCCAAUCACCAACAUAAUCCCCAGGACAAUCCAGAAACCAGUCCGAAAAACAAUCCCGAAACCAGUCUACAACCCAAUACAAAACACGAUCCCAAACAAGAUCCUCAAUCCGAACUCGUGCCAAAAAAGAAAAUGCACGUGUGGACCAUCUACGAUACCCUUAUGGUAAUCUUCCUGAUACUGGUGCUGAUAUAUGUGAGAAGGAAACUAUAUAAUAAGGAAGGGGACAACUGCUGCUUUGGAUGCAAAUGGGGGCGACUGAGAAAUGAAACCCCCGAGGUCAGGACCGAAAUUCUUAACCAGCAAGAGACGACAAACUAUCUUUAA